GUGGAAUAAUAUUGACUGAGCUUUGACCAAAAGGUUAUCGGUGCUCACUGGCAAAUGUCCAGUAUUUGGUUUCGUUUUGUAGAGGACAAAACAGUUUGUUUGAAUCCUUCAUGAAGUGCGGUUAGACAUUAAUUUUUUCCAAGUAUCAGUCAUUAUACUGCUCAUAUGUUAUAAUUUCUCUGCAUAAUGCCAAGUGCACAUUUAAAGUUCCGCAAAGAAAUUUUGAUAUUUUUGAAAAUAAUUUCACUCGCAAGCCUUGCUACCGGACAAACAAAUCAAAAUAUAAAUGUUUUUUUUGUUAACGAUGCUGAUAACGAGCCGGCAGCCAAAGCUGUUACAGUCGUCUCGACAUAUCUGAAGAAAAAUCCCAGUUAUGGGAUAUCAAUUCAAAUUGACCAAGUCGAGGCGAACAAAACCGAUGCUAAAACACUUUUGGAAGCAAUUUGUUCGAAAUAUGCGGAGAGCAUUGAGCGUAAGCAACCGCCUCAUGUUAUAUUCGAUACCACGAAAUCGGGAAUCUCCUCGGAGACAGUCAAGUCCUUUACUAAGGCGCUAGGAUUGCCAACCAUCAGCGCCUCAUAUGGACAGGAAGGGGACUUACGCCAAUGGCGCGAUAUGGAUGAGAGCAAACAAAAAUAUUUGUUACAGAUAAUGCCACCGGCCGAUCUUAUACCCGAAGUGGUCCGCAGCAUUGUGCGGAAAAUGAAUAUAACAAAUGCGGCCAUUCUGUAUGACGAUACAUUCGUCAUGGACCAUAAGUACAAAUCCUUACUGCAAAACAUUCAAACGCGUCACGUUAUUACUGGCAUCGCGAAGGAGGGCAAGCGGGAACGUGAAGAGCAAAUCGAGAAAUUGCGUAAUUUAGACAUAAAUAAUUUCUUCAUACUGGGAAAUUUAAUGUCAAUUCGUAUGGUUUUAGAAUCUGUGAAACCGUCAUAUUUCGAACGCAACUUUGCAUGGCACGCUAUAACUCAGAGCGAAGGCGAGGUGAGCAGUCAACGGGACAACGCCACUAUAAUGUUCCUGAAGCCAAUGUCAUAUGCUCAGAACCGCGACCGUUUUGGGCGUCUAAAGACGACUUUCAAUUUGAACGAGGAACCCCAAAUCACGUCAGCAUUUUAUUUUGAUUUGGCUCUCCGUACUUUUUUGGCAAUCAAGGAUAUGCUACAAUCUGGAGCUUGGCCAAAAAACAUGGAAUAUAUUGGCUGUGAUGAAUUUCUGGGUGGCAAUACACCAGAGAGAAAUAUAGAUCUGAGAACUGCUUUUACAAUGGUUCAGGAACCAACGUCUUAUGGAGUGUUCGAAUUAGUCACACAACCGGGAAAAGCGUUUAACGGUUACAGUUAUAUGAAAUUCGAAAUGGACAUUAAUGUUUUACAAAUUCGUGGAGGAAACUCGGUGAAUACAAAAUCAAUUGGGACUUGGACCGCGGGAUUGGACUCGCCGUUAGUUGUUAAAGAUGAAGAAGUAAUGAAGAACCUUACCGCCGACACAGUCUAUCGCAUCUUUACAGUGGUCCAAGCGCCAUUUAUUAUUAAAGACGAGAAAGCCCCGAAGGGUUAUAAAGGCUAUUGCAUUGAUCUAAUAAACGAAAUAGCAGACAUAGUGCAUUUUGACUAUACUAUUCAAGAGGUUGAAGACGGCAAAUUUGGCAACAUGGAUGAGAAGGGUGAAUGGAAUGGAAUUGUGAAGAAAUUAAUGGAUAAGCAAGCAGACAUUGGAUUGGGUUCCAUGCAUGUCAUGGCUGAACGUGAAAUCGUUAUUGACUUUACCGUCCCUUACUAUGAUCUUGUUGGGAUCACGAUUAUGAUGCAGAGGCCGCAGGUUCCCAGUUCUUUGUUCAAAUUUUUGACAGUACUUGAGACAAACGUUUGGUUGUGCAUUUUGGCCGCGUAUUUCUUUACUAGUUUUCUGAUGUGGAUUUUCGACCGCUGGAGCCCAUACAGUUACCAAAACAACCGCGAAAAAUACAAGGAUGACGACGAGAAACGAGAAUUCAAUCUAAAAGAAUGCCUCUGGUUUUGCAUGACCUCCUUGACACCGCAAGGAGGUGGUGAGGCACCGAAAAAUCUUUCCGGACGUUUGGUGGCAGCAACUUGGUGGCUAUUCGGGUUCAUCAUCAUCGCAUCAUACACAGCCAAUUUAGCUGCAUUUUUAACUGUGUCCCGUCUCGAUACACCAGUGGAGUCUUUGGAUGAUCUCGCAAAGCAAUACAAGAUUCUUUAUGCACCGUUAAAUGGUUCAUCAGCCAUGACCUAUUUCCAAAGAAUGGCCAACAUUGAGCAACGGUUUUAUGAAAUUUGGAAAGACUUGUCAUUGAAUGACUCCCUUACGCCUCUAGAGCGCUCAAAACUAGCUGUUUGGGAUUACCCGGUUAGUGAUAAAUAUACGAAGAUGUGGCAGGCCAUGCAGGAAGCUCAAUUACCAGCAACCCUUGAAGAGGCGGUGGAGAGAGUUCGCAACUCAACUUCGGCUACCGGUUUCGCCUUCCUCGGUGAUGCCACAGAUAUUCGUUAUCUUGUUAUGACCAAUUGUGAUUUGCAGAUUGUAGGUGAAGAGUUCUCCAGAAAACCAUAUGCAAUUGCCGUUCAGCAAGGGUCACAUCUCAAGGACCAAUUUAACAAUGCAAUUUUAACCUUACUCAACAAACGACAAUUGGAGAAAUUGAAGGAAAAGUGGUGGAAGAACGAUGAGACGCAGGCCAAAUGUGACAAGCCGGAAGAUCAGUCAGAUGGAAUUUCCAUACAUAACAUUGGUGGAGUCUUCAUUGUUAUAUUUGUUGGCAUUGGCAUGGCCUGCAUCACAUUGGUGUUCGAGUACUGGUGGUACAAAUAUCGGAAGAAUCCUCGUAUUGUAGAUGUUAUUGAAGCGAACUCUGGCGGAAAAGAUGGCAAGACAAUCGAUAGCGUUAUUCUUGGCCAGGCAGGCAAAGAGUACGACAAGGGUGGUAAUACCGUGCUCCGGCCGCGAUUUCAUCAGUAUCCCACCACAUUUAAACCACGAUUUUAAACUAAAUAUAUACAUUCAUACAUACAUACAUAUCUGCACACGUACAUAUGUAUGAAUCAAUCAGCUUAAUGUACGGAUGGAUGUGGAGAUAAAAAUACUUUUUUACACCACAGGUUAAAAAAACACAUAUGUAUGUAUAUAUGUAGAUAUGCGAGUAUGCAAAUAUAUAUGUAUGUAUGUAUAAAUACACAUGCUUUGCUUUUGAAACCAAAUAUGCACGCACAUUUUUUAUAAAUCUUGAUGGCAUUUUAAUCAUUCAUAUUAUACAUAUAUGUAUGUAUUAGCGUAUACGCUAGUGAAAAAUACAAAUAAAAAUAUUAGUGUGUUAAUUUAUCAAAGCAAAAUUUCUAGACUAAUAUGUAUUUUUAAUUAUGCCUUGGAUAUCCAUUACGGGCUUACGUUACCACGACAGUCGGGUAAUCCGAACGGACCUAG
Molecule: messenger RNA, 3444 nt
Organism: Zeugodacus cucurbitae (melon fly)
Lineage: Eukaryota; Metazoa; Arthropoda; Insecta; Diptera; Tephritidae
Gene: Ir25a
Product: ionotropic receptor 25a
Exons: 9
Coding region: 187-3009 (940 amino acids)
Biological process (GO): synaptic transmission, glutamatergic; modulation of chemical synaptic transmission; monoatomic ion transport
Cellular component (GO): postsynaptic membrane; plasma membrane
Molecular function (GO): glutamate-gated receptor activity; transmitter-gated monoatomic ion channel activity involved in regulation of postsynaptic membrane potential
Source: RefSeq, a predicted model, not a curated record